AUGCUGUUCGCAAUUACAACAAGUCAGCGGCUUCAGACCCUCAAGGCAUUAUGCAUCAAUAAGAUAAACUUAAAAUCAGACCAGUGUAGUUUUGAAAUUGAUGUGUUGCUGAAAACCUCUCAGCCGGGAAAACAUCUGAACAAAGUGGUGAUAGCAGCUUAUCCGGGUAACAAAAAUUUGUGCCCGGUGCAACACUUGAAGUCCUAUUUGGAAAAAACAUCAACAUUGAGAGGUAAACAUACCCAAUUGUUUGUGAGCUUCCGGAAACCGCACAAUCCUGUUUCAACUGACACUCUUGCGAGGUGGAUUAAAACUGUUAUGCACAAAGCUGGAAUAAACACAGAGAUAUAUGGUGCUCAUAGCACCAGGGCGGCUUCCACUUCAGCAGCACAUAGGAAGCAUAUUGAUACCAACAAAAUCCUUGCUGCCGCAGGGUGGACUAAUGAGACCACCUUUAGUAAGUUCUACAACAAAACUAUUGUUGAUAUGACAAAGAACUAUGGCGAAGACCUAUUGUCUGCCAUCAUGA
Messenger RNA from Paramuricea clavata, 529 nucleotides. Lineage: Eukaryota; Metazoa; Cnidaria; Anthozoa; Malacalcyonacea; Plexauridae. The record is from the annotation of a GenBank genome assembly.